AACAGCCUAGUUGCAGUAAAAAUAUUAACGCAACAAAAAAAGAUGUCAUGGGAAGCCGAAAAGGAAAUGUAUCAUUAUCUUGCUUCACAUUCGCAGAUACUGCAUUUCUACUUUGCAGAAAAGCGACAUGAAGAUGAGUACUGGAUAGUUACUGAAUUUCAUUGCCAAGGCUCACUUCAUGGCUUUUUAAAAGAUAAUGCAUUAGAUUGGAAUGCGGCGAUUAAGAUGGCUAGAAGUAUUGCGGAGGGACUAGCGUAUCUACAUUGGGAAGGCAUCGGAACUGACGGUGAACUUUCCAAGCCGUCCAUUGCCCAUAGAGACUUUAAAAGUAAAAAUGUUCUUGUAAAAUCGGAUGGCACCUGUUGUAUUGCAGAUUUUGGAUUAGCCGUUAAAUUCGAUGCCAAUACUCGUCCUAUAGAUAUACAUGCGCAGGUUGGUACUUACAGAUAUAUGUCACCUGAAGUCCUCGAUGGAGCAAUUAGUUUCAACAGAGAAUCUUUCCUACGAAUUGAUGUUUAUGCAUUGGCUCUUGUACUAUGGGAAAUAAUGUCACGUUGCUCUAUAAAUGACAGUCCACCGGGUGCUUAUCAUCUACCUUUUGAAGAAGAAUUGGGUAGAGUACCAACGUUAGAACAAAUGCAGACAUUUGUUGUAGAUAAAAAAAGCCGACCUAAAAUGGAAAAUAACUUUCUGUCGUUUCCUUCUGCGGAUUUGAUUAGAGAAACUAUAGAAGACUGCUGGGAUGAUGAUGCUGAAGCUCGCUUAACUGCCGGCUGUGUAGCCGAGAGAUUAGCUUCAUUA
Molecule: messenger RNA, 801 nt
Organism: Trichoplax adhaerens
Lineage: Eukaryota; Metazoa; Placozoa; Uniplacotomia; Trichoplacea; Trichoplacidae
Exons: 5
Biological process (GO): cellular response to growth factor stimulus; activin receptor signaling pathway; protein phosphorylation
Cellular component (GO): plasma membrane; activin receptor complex
Molecular function (GO): activin receptor activity; ATP binding; activin binding
Source: RefSeq, a predicted model, not a curated record